This is a messenger RNA of Copidosoma floridanum, 3419 nucleotides long. RefSeq names its product nephrin. NCBI's taxonomy places the organism in Eukaryota, Metazoa, Arthropoda, Insecta, Hymenoptera, Encyrtidae. The record is from RefSeq and is a predicted model, not a curated record.
CGCGCGCGGUUCUACGGGCCUACGUUUAUUCGCUUCUCGAGUGCACCGAGGGGGGUGUAUAUAGGUUUCGCGGGCCACGCCGAGAUCCCAUACACCCCCACUGCCAAAGUCGCCGAGAAUCACGCGUAUCUCAAAAGGAAGAUUAUUGUUUGAUUGCGAUCGAGUGCGUCAACCGAAGAGGGGCGACGUUUAACGAUUUGUGCGCAAAGUGUUUGGCUAGCGCAUACCCUCGACUGAUCUACCUAUUUUCUUGUUUUAUUUUUUUUUUUUUUUUUUGCAUCACCAAAAGUUUUUUGGUGUGAAUUUUCAAAGUUUUAUCGAGAGGCUGAAGAUUAUCACCCUAAGUUGUUGCCAAAGUGUUUCAAAGUCAAAGUAGUGGAUAAAGUUGUUGGUUUGAGAUGGAAGAUUUCGACGUCGAAUAGUUUACAAUCAAUGUGUUAAUAAAUGACGUGGUAACAUUGAGCCCCUGUAACCAUGGUAAACGUAAAGUGACUGUACGCAAACACGGCAGAAAAAAAAGUGUGAUAUAUAGUGCGCGACAGCUGAACUGAAAGAACAUGAUGAUCAAGAGUUCGUGGUGAGCACCAAUCGACAACAAUGGCAUCGACCAUCCUCGUCUUGAUUUGCGUCGAGCUGUUGACCAUUGCCGUGGGACAACGGGGCAGGUCCGAUAGCUUGGACAAGGAGCCCAUGCAAAAGACUGAAAUGGAAAUUCCCAUAAGUACCGUUACGGUGCAAGGGGUGGCGGGACAAACAGCGUCCCUUCCCUGCGACACGCAGACCCAAGACAAAAACGACGCCAUAACGAUGGUCCUGUGGUUCCAAGAGUCGACCGACGAGAACGUGUACAGCUACGACGCGCGCAACUUGAAGUACGGCAAAGUGAAAAUCUGGAGCUCGGACAAGGUCUGGGGUAACAGGGCGAUUUUUCACCCCACGGCGCCCAGCCACCUGGACAUCCAGCACGUGAAGGAGAGCGACGCCGGGGAGUACAGGUGCCGCGUCGACUUUCGCAACUCCCAGACCAAGAAUUUCAAAGUCAACUUUACCGUCAUUGUUCCACCGUUAAAGCCGAUAAUCUACGACACCAAGAGGCGCGACAUGAGCAAGCACUUGGAAGCUUACCCGGAAGGCGUCGAUCUCGAUCUCAUCUGCGAGGUGCACGGGGAAAACCCGAAUGUCUGGCUAUGGAUCGACUGUUACUACUUGCAGGCUGAAGAAAUCAAUGAGUCUGGCAUUACAUUGACUUUUACCACUCCUGAGCAAAAUCUCAUGUCAUGGCUGACUAGACGUUGGCUGUUACUACUUACUUUUUGGAACAAACCUGUAANCAGCAACAGUAGUAGUAACUCACGCCCGGAAAACAACAACUGCGUGCAGUCGAUAGUGCACAGAGGCAGUCCCUCGGCCCAGUACCACCAGGCCAGUCCCAGUCCUAAUCAUCAGCAACAGCAGCAGCAGCAGCAGCAGCACUCGCCCCAGCAUACGUUGCCAAGGUCGAGGGGGCCGGCGCUACCGCCGCAUCUGCUGAAUCCCCUGCCACUCUGGCCGCAGAUGUCCAGCGUCUCGGGCUACGCGAACCAGAGGCUACUCAACGGCGUCAUCAGUAGCUACGUAACCGGCAACAACGGGGCUGCUGCCGCAGCGGCAGUGGCAGCAGUCGUGGCGGCCAAUGCCAACAGAGACGGAAUGAGCAUAAGUGUCAUCGAAUGGGUGCCGAGAGUCGAGGACGAGGGGAAGUAUCUGACCUGUCGAGCCGAGAACCGACACUUGCCAGAAAAAACCAUCGAAGACAAAUGGAUGCUGAAAGUUCACUACGCGCCCAUCGUUGUGCUGCGAGUGGGACUAACCUCGGAUCCGAAGGACAUCAAGGAAAACGACGAUGUUUCCUUUGAGUGCAACGUGAGAUCCAAUCCCCGAAACUUCAAGCUAACAUGGCAUCACGGGGACAAAGAGUUGCGGCACAACGGCAGCGCAGGUGUGGUACUGACGGAUCAAUCCCUCGUCCUCCAGAGGAUAACCCGAGAAAGUUCUGGAAACUACAGCUGCUUGGCAACCAACUCCGCGGGCAGCAACAGAUCCAACGUUGUUUACCUCCGUGUUAUGUACGCUCCGAUCUGCAAGCACCUUGGGCCAAUAAAUCCCGAGGAUCGGGUGCACCAACCGCCUUCGGAGGAGGGAGGCGAGAACAACGAGGCGCUGGUGAGCGAAAACGAGGACGAGGAAGAAAACGACGACGGCACCUUUGGGAGACCCACGACGGCAACGGGGCAUCCUGGCGGAGACGGCAACAGUAGCCUCGCGAGGCACAGGAGCGUCAGUCUCGUGUGCGAAGUCGAGGCCCACCCGAGCAACGUCACGUUCCACUGGACCUUCAAUGGCACGGGCAGCAACGCCCUUCUGGACCUGCCCGAGUCACGGUACACGAACGAGGAGACCCACAGCCGGCUCAGGCACUCGUUGCACACGGACGGGGACUACGGGACCUUUGGCUGCUGGGCGAGCAACGUCGUCGGACACUCCAAGCAGCCUUGUUUUUUUCGGCUACCUCCCCCGGGUGAUCCCCGGCCACUGCAAAACUGCACGACCCAGAACCAGAGCUCCAGUUGGAUCCGCAUAUCCUGCCAGGAGGGCUUCGACGGCGGUUUGCCGCAAAAAUUCGUCGCCGUGGUGGGUGACAGGCGCUGGGAGUCACCCACCCCGAGCUGGGACGUCGAGAUCCUCAAGCCGAGCAGCGUCGUUUACCUCUACGCCGUAAACGCCAAGGGCUCGAGCGCGCCCGUCGUCAUGGAUAACAUUGCCUUGUUCAAGGACGUGGCCAAGUUCACGGGAGAGACGGGCAUCUCGAUCGACAUAUCGCCGAUUCUGAUAGGACUGGGUGGUACGGCGACCGGGUUGGGGCUCAUCGUGACCGGGGUACUGAUGGCCCUGUGGCGCAAGGACGCGGCAUCGGCGACGCCAUCCAAGCCGAAGCCGCUCCACCAGCCGCCGAGCAUCGCCACCACCUUCGCGGUCAAGGCCGACGAGGAGGACGGCAAUCCCGACCUCAUACCCACGACGGCACUCACCAACAGCUACACAGACAGAAAACUUUCUGUUUAUGGAUCACUGCCAAGAAGAUCGAACUACGCGGAGGAGCUGCCCCAAAGUAUUAUGCAAGACAUGGAUUACCCACGAGCUGCGCCAAAUACGUAUUACAGCUUGCAGAGACCAAGUCGUUAUCCGGAAACAAUAGUCAGACACACAACCGUCCAGGAAAGCUGUAUUUGAAUGCGUUUGCAAAAAAAAAAAAAAAAAAAAAAAUACGAGGACUUUUGUGGAUUUUCACGUGAGUGAACACCGAGUUGGGGAAAUUCGAAUUUACAACCGAAAAAAAAAUUUUAAAAAAACUAUUUAUAGCUACUCGACUGAUCAUGUGU